CGUCAACUGAACACACCUCGCGUGACGUGAGCGAGCGCCCAGGGCUAGCUGGAGGAGCGUCGAGCUGAGGCAGCGGUCAGCAAGAUCCCCGGCCGGCCGGCGCGGCAGAUCGGGCAUGUGUUGAUGCACCCAUACGCUGUGCGCCCCUGGAUUGUGACUUACAUCAUGGACCUAUCAUGCUUAUGCAUAACCGGACGCGGACGAUUCCGGUACACGCUAACGUAGUAACGACGAAGACAAAGCUUCAAUUUCUUCCGUCAAUUUGAUUACCUAACUUGUAACAAUGGAGCUCAGCCUUACCAUGAUAAUUUCGGUUUUGGCCGCCUUGCCCUUGAUAUGUUUGGUCCUUCUCAUUUAUUUCAAGGGAAUGGAAUAUGUGAUCGUGAAUCAAAGGUGGAUUUUCGUGUGUUUAUUCCUGCUCCCACUCUCUGCUGUUUACGAUGUUUUCUAUUUCAUCCGCAACUGGGUCGUUUUCAAACUAAGUAGUGCUCCAAAACUUCAUUCUCAACGAGUUCAAGACAUUCAGUCACAGGUGAAGAAAUGGAAAUCAGACCAGAGUGGGCAGCUGAUGUGUACCGGUCGUCCAGGGUGGCAAACCAUCAGUCUAAGGGUUGCCAAGUACAAACAGACCCAUCGCAAGAUCUUCAUCAAUCUGGUUGAUAUCCUCGAAGUGGACACUGAACGUCAGGUCAUGAAGGUAGAGCCCUUGGCCACCAUGGGUCAGAUCACUGCAAUGCUGAACCCUCUUGGCUGGACGCUACCGGUCCUUCCAGAGCUGGACGAUCUCACAGUUGGUGGUUUGAUCAUGGGUGUUGGAAUAGAGAGUUCUUCUCACAAGUAUGGUCUAUUUCAACAUGUCUGCAUCAGCUUUGAACUUGUCUUAGCUGAUGGAAGUGUGGUCCAAUGCUCAAAGGAUGAAAACUCUGAGUUAUUUUACUCUGUUCCGUGGUCAUAUGGAACUCUUGGAUUUCUCGUAUCAGCGGAGAUCAAGAUCGUACCUGCUAAGAAAUUUGUCCGUCUGGAGUACAAGCCUGUGCAUUGUUUCGAUGACGUCUUUAACGUCUUUGCAGAGUGUUCAAAGGAGGCUCAGAAAAAUGAAUUUGUUGAAGGAUUGAUGUACUCUGAGAAUGAAGCUGUUAUAAUGACAGGACAGCUAACAGAUGAAGCCCAACAAGAUAAGAUCAACUCAAUUGGGAACUUCUGGAAGCCCUGGUUUUUCAAGCACGUCGAGGAGUUCCUGAAGACUGGUCCUGCUGUGGAGUACAUUCCCCUGAGGCACUACUAUCAUCGACACUCCAGGAGUAUCUUCUGGGAAAUUCAGGACAUUGUGCCGUUCGGCAACCAUCCGAUCUUCCGCUAUCUCCUUGGCUGGUUGACCCCUCCCAAGGUGUCGCUGUUGAAGCUUACUCAAGGUGAGGUCAUCAGAGAACUCUAUGAGAAGAAACAUGUCGUACAGGAUAUGCUGGUGCCUAUGAAAGACAUGAAGAGCUCCCUCAUGUGUUUCCAUGAUGAAAUGAAUAUGUAUCCACUGUGGUUGUGUCCAUUUGUUUUACCAGCCUUACCAGGCAUGGUUCACCCUUCAGGCAACCAGGAAGAACUCUAUGUGGACAUAGGAGCUUACGGCAACCCUAAGAAUCCUGACUUCCAUUUCAGAGACACUACUCGUAAGGUGGAGGAACAUGUCCGCAAAGUCAACGGUUUCCAGAUGCUGUAUGCCGACAGCUACCUGACCCGCGACGAAUUCCGAGAGAUGUUUGACCAUUCUCUCUACGACAAGCAACGCAAGAAACUCAACUGCAAAGGUGCUUUCCCUGAAGUGUACGACAAGAUCAAUAAAUCCGCUCGCCACUGAUACCCUAUUAGUCAGUCCCCAGUAGAGUUAAACCAAGGGAUGUUUCACAAAGUCUUGGGAAUGACUAAAGGGUGUUGUAAGAAUAUAUUUGCAAUCAGUAGCAAAUUCCAUUUGUAUUUUUUUACAACCGGGGCCUUUUCAUAAAGCUGAUCGUAAGUUGAAAGCAACUUUAAGAAC
This is a messenger RNA of Lytechinus variegatus (green sea urchin), 2029 nucleotides long. RefSeq names its product delta(24)-sterol reductase-like (gene dhcr24). Lineage: Eukaryota; Metazoa; Echinodermata; Echinoidea; Temnopleuroida; Toxopneustidae. Gene Ontology annotation, cellular component: membrane; cytoplasm. The transcript has 9 exons. The record is from RefSeq and is a predicted model, not a curated record. Gene Ontology annotation, molecular function: Delta24(24-1) sterol reductase activity; FAD binding. The coding region runs from base 284 to 1852 and encodes 522 amino acids. Gene Ontology annotation, biological process: steroid metabolic process.